AUGAUGGUCCAGAUCUGGUUCGCUUUCUACAGCGGCUUCUCUGCCCAGCCCCUGUACGAAGGCUGGUUCCUGGUGCUUUUCAAUCUGCUGUACACCAGCCUCCCAGUUCUGUACAUUGGGCUCUUCGAGCAGGAUGUGAGUGCUGAGCGGAGCCUGGAGCUGCCCCGGCUGUACAUCGCCGGCCAGAAGGACGAGCUCUUCAACUACUGGGUCUUCCUCCAAGCCAUCGCCCACGGCAUGGCCACCUCCCUGGUCAACUUCUUCAUGACCCUGUGCAUCAGUCAGGACACGGCUGGGCCCCUCAGUGACUAUCAGUCUUUCGCCGUGGUCGUGGCCCUGUCGGGCCUGCUGUCCAUCACCAUGGAGGUAGGCAGGGCUGCUGCCCACCCCACCCCUGGUGGGAACUUGGACACAGGUCUCAUCGUGCCCCUUGAACCUGGGGGCUUGGUCCCCACCCUCCUCUACGUAGCCUUGCCUGGUGUUCCGGCCCCCACGGCUGAAGCCUCCUCUCCCGCUCAGGUCAUCCUCAUCAUCAGGUACUGGACGGUCCUGGCUGUGCUGGCCAUCUUCCUCAGCAUCUGCUUCUACACGGUGACCACUUGGGCGAGCCAGAGCUUCUGGCUCUUCACCAUCUCCCCCAAGACCUUCCCCUUUCUGUAUGCUGACCGCAACGUGCUGUCCCACCCCUCCACCCUGCUGGUGGUCCUGCUGAACGUGUCACUGAACUCCCUGCCCAGACUGGCCUUGCCUGUCAUUUACCAGGCCCUCAAGAAGCCACACUCCAAGGAGGAGGAGAAGGCUGAGGAGAUCACCGCGGAGCCUCUGCCCUACCUUUGCCGGCAGUCACGUGCCCGGCGCUCUAGCUACGCCUUCUCCCACCGGGAAGGCUACGCAGACCUCAUCACGCAGGGCACAAGUUUUCGGAGGUCACCAGGGGUCAACAGCAACACUCGGGCCGGUCACACAAUCCCCUCGAGGAGUCGCCCUCGCACCAGAAGAAGAUGCCAUUCUUGGGGAGGAAGAGGCACCCGCACUGCGGGAAGGUGUCCUCCCAGGACACGCAGCCCGCCUCCCCGAUGAGCUCCUCCUUUAUGGGGAGGAGCAGUGCUCUUUCACCAAAAACGUGGCUCCCUCCACAGACGGGCCGUCUGGUUCUUUCCCCGAGAAACUGCCAGGGAAGCAGGCCAGGCCGUAUUCUCCUGAGAAUCUGCCACCAACCAAGGAGAGGCCACCAUCCCCCAGAAGAAAGCCAGAUGCCACUUUCUAAGAGCCAGCCGUGGCCUCCAGGCCAGUCAUUUUUAAAAAAUAUAUAUUUUUUAUUGAUUUUGCAGAGAUGAAA
Messenger RNA from Myotis lucifugus (little brown bat), 1339 nucleotides. RefSeq names its product phospholipid-transporting ATPase IK-like. Lineage: Eukaryota; Metazoa; Chordata; Mammalia; Chiroptera; Vespertilionidae. Gene Ontology annotation, cellular component: plasma membrane. Gene Ontology annotation, molecular function: ATPase-coupled intramembrane lipid carrier activity. The coding region runs from base 1 to 1080 and encodes 359 amino acids. The record is from RefSeq and is a predicted model, not a curated record. Gene Ontology annotation, biological process: phospholipid translocation; Golgi organization. The transcript has 6 exons.